CGCACACGUACUACACGCAUUCCACUUUUGCAGAUGUCACACCCCGUUGCACACGACUGCAUUAUUUAGGCCCAUCGAUAGCUAACUGCAAGGUCUUUCUGAUUAUCAGAUUAUUCUGUGCAGAUUAUACGGGGACUGAAAGCCAAUUUCCACCACAGACACACCUGUGUGUGUUUGCGGCACAAGUUGCAAGCUUGUUUACCAAGUACACGGUUGUCUGCACACCACCACAGGCUUCAGCUUUUGUCGCCACCCGGCAGCUGAAGUGUUUGUAUACCGUCGCCAUGCCCAAACCGGACCGGCAGAGCUACAAGAAAGUCGGGGAUAACGCAGAAUCGGGAUCCCAGCCCAACCCAGACAUGGCAGCUCCACCGGCCAUUGGCUUUGAGGGCCUCCAAGAAGACCCUCCUCCCAAGAGCGAACAUAUCGGACUGGAGGCCUACGGCGAUGGUCGAUCCCCAAAGAACGGCGCGGCGCCAGAGAACAUAGAGCUGUCUGAGAGUAAUAAAGAGGAUGAGCCGCUCAAAGACGAUAAACAGCCCAAGAAAGCAGAGAAGAAAGAGGGAGCAGACUUGUACUUCCACGACGGCAUACGCCGCAUCGACUACAUCCUGGCCUACAAGAAGGGAGACUCUGAGAAGGAUGUCAGGAGGGCAGCCAAGCGACAUGAGUUUGAGAACAACCUCCGAGAGGAGGGCAUCGAGCUUGAAGUCGAGGAUCCUGAGCCCAGUCAAGACGGAUCAGCCGAUGGCAAUACUGUCUUUGUCAAGCUCCACGCACCGUGGGAGUUCCUCUCCAGACAGGCGGAGGUCCUUAAAGUCAAGAUGCCCAUCAAGGAGAAUGACAUGGAGGAGCCAAUAUCCAUUCUGAACUGCCUCAAGAAGAUUCCCUCGCCCUUUGACCUUUCGGAAGAGUUCAUCAAGCCGGAGCCCAAAUACUUCACCGCUCCCUUCGUGCGUGAGCGAGAGGACGAGUUCGUCAUGGAGGACAGAGAGUCUUUCUUCGGCAUGUCACAGAGGAACAGGAUGGUGCACGAAAUCCUGGAGAAAUGCCGAUAUGACCCAGACAACAAGACAAAGUUUGGCAUUGAUCACAUGAUUAACAACGGUUCCUACGUCGCCGCAUACCCACUGCACGAGGGGGACUACAAGAGCAAGCACUCGAUGCUCACCCACGGGCCCCAGAAUGACCGCCACUUGCUGUAUGAGGAGUGGGCUCGUCCAGGCCGUUGGUACAAGUAUCAACCCCUCGACCUUAUCAGCGACUACUAUGGAGAGAAGAUUGGCCUGUAUUUCGCCUGGCUGGGCUUCUACACUCAGAUGUUGACCAUCGCAGCAAUAGUCGGUCUGGUUGUGUUCCUGUACGGCUGCAUCUCCUUGCCCUUUGACCCAGUGGUGUCGGAACUCUGCGAGGCCAAAAGCUGGGUGAACUACACCAUGUGUCCCCAGUGCAACAACCGCUGCACCUACUGGAUCCUGGAGUCGAGCUGUUUCUACUCCCAGCUCACGUAUCUCUUUGAUAACGGGGCCACCGUCUUCUUCGCAGCCUUCAUGUCUCUUUGGGCCACUAUGUUCUGUGAGUUUUGGAAGCGUCGUCAGAACGAGUUGGACUAUGACUGGGACCUGUUCGGCUUUGAAGAGCAGGAGGAAAACUGCCGGCCCGAGUUUGAAGCUCUUGCCCCAGACAAGAGAGUCAACCCAAUCACCAAGUUGUACGAACCCUAUGUUAAGUUUUACCGUCGAUUUCCAAGAUUCAUGGCGUCCGUCUUAGGGAUCGUCUUCAUGAUAUUCCUAGUGUUGGCUGCAGUAGUGGGCGUCAUCGUCUACCGUAUUGCCAUCAAGACGGCCGUGGCAGCGUCGGGCGAUGCCUUCAUCAGCUCCCAGGCAUCUAUCAUCACCUCUAUCACCGCCUCCUGCAUCAGCUUGGUGGUCAUCAUGGUUCUGCAGAACCUGUAUGACAGAAUUGCAACUUGGCUGACAGAUCUUGAGCUGCACCGUACAGAGACGGAGUAUGAGGACAGCUACACCUUCAAGAUGUACUUCUUUGCCUUUGUCAACUACUACUCCUCGUCGUUCUACGUGGCCUUCUUCAAAGGAAGCUUUCCUGGAAAUCCGAGUGAAUACGGCAAAGUGUUUGGCUUGCGUCAAGAGGAGUGUGACCCAGCGGGAUGUCUCCAGGAACUGUUCGUCAACUUGGCCAUUGUCAUGUGCGGCAAGCAGUUCUUCAACAACUUCAUUGAAAUCUUCCUGCCACUGAUCCUGAAUUUCUGGCGUUCCCGCACCGGCCGUAAGGAGCAGAAGGCAGGGAAAGGCUCCUAUGAUCAGUGGGAGAAGGACUUUGACCGGUCUGAGCUAGGGCCUCGCGGUCUGUUCAAGGAAUACCUUGAGAUGGCUGUCCAGUUUGGAUUUGUGACCAUCUUUGUGGCUUCCUUCCCGUUGGCCCCGUUCUUUGCACUGAUCAACAACCUGAUGGAGAUUCGUCUGGACGCCUACAAGUUUGUCACGCAGCUCCGCCGCCCGUAUGCCGCCAGGGCUCAGGACAUUGGUGCUUGGUACGCCAUCCUUGUUUCUGUGGGCAACUUCGCUGUCCUGUCUAAUGCCUGCGUCAUCGCUUUCACAUCGUCCUUCAUCUCCCGUGAGGUCUACAAGUACCAGUUCGACAAGUUAGAGGGCUACGUGGACUGGACGCUGUCCAGCUUCAACACAACCUUCUUCGAGGAGGGUACUGGACCCGAUAUCGACACCUACCCAGACUUUGCUGACGGUGGCCUGAACGGAACACGCGUAGAGCUGUGCAAGUAUCGUGGAUUUGUCCUGGGACCUAACCCACCCUUCGAUCUGAAGCUUGAUUACUGGAAGGUGUUUGCCAUGCGCCUCGUCUUGGUGCUGGUCUACGAGCACGUGAUCUUCAUCGUCAAGUUUGCUCUUGAAUACAUGGUGCCCGACAUGCCGGACUUCGUCAAGAACGAGAUCAAACGGGAGAACUACCUUGCCCAGCAGGCCCUGGAGGAGAUAACCAGGAAGGACAUGGUUGCCAAGCGUCGCAGCAAAAUGCCCGACGGCGAGAAAGGUGCCUCAGCGAGCGGUUACCAGUAAGCUUCAAAUAUCUACACCGGUUGGCACCAAGACCAAUUUUCCUCAAUCAUCUGAUUAUUUGUAGCUGCUAGUAUUUUAAUCGUUAUACUCUUUCAGUGGAAAACAUUAUAUUUGUUAAUUUUGAUCCGUAUGUAAUCCAGCUUCGAUGACGGUGUCGGGGGGUUUGGGGAUUACCGUAGGAUAUUUUUGAUAUACGCAGUUAUAUUUAUAUUGCAUGAUUAGGUUUAUAAACAGGUUGUAGAUAUCAAUACAAGUAGGGAUAGUAUGGAUAUGGAACUACUUCUCGGAAUACUCGAGAUAUUUUAAAAUACCCAUUCCAUAAUGAAUACAUAAUGCAUGGGAAGUGUAUUCUGUAAAGUUUUGCUUUCCGGACACUGCGUUCCGUUUUUGUGAUGGAACUUACAAACAGCAAUUUAAGGUGAAAUUAUUAUUGUAUUUUAUCAAAUAGAUUCUCGGGAAACUCCGAGUAAUAAUUGUUAAAAAAAUAUAUAUAAAGCAGACCUCAUGAACAAACUUCUUCAGCUCAAGUCUAUGCAAAACUAGUGCCCGCUAUAAAAAAAAAAAUGUAAAUGGAUCUAAAUUAAUCCAGGCUUGGAGCCGGUCUACUUAAAUCCCCCAAACUUCGUUGAAAUUUGAUAGUUAAUCAAUAUGUUACAGCUUGUUAGUGUGAAUUCUAGUUCCGCUGACAUCUUGCCCACAUUUACCCAAUAUAAGUGAUGCGUCUAUGCAAAAUCAAAUGAUUUCUUGUGUUUUCAAUUGAACUUUCCUGAGAUAUGUUGCCAAAAGCGAAUAGGUUGCUGGGGGCUUUUCUUUUUCAAUAUUGAACUAGGCCAUCUGCAGUUCACGUUGCAAGAAACAUGAAUAUUUGUUCUACUUUUAAAUGAAAUGGAGUUAUCAUAAAUACUGUUUAAGUUCUUUGUUGUGUAGUUGGGUUGUAAUGUAUAUUCAUGUGGUUUUUUUAUCCGUUAUAUCCAGUUUGCAUGAAUUACUGGCAAACUUUAAAACAAAGGAUGCACAUGUAUUUAACGGGUAAUGUUGGCCUUGCAGAUCGUGUGCCUUCAAAACGUGAAAAAAAAAAUCUAUCAAACUGAUUCAUUUAGCAGACAUGCAAUGUUUGGUACCGUGUAAAUAAUGAUACUGGUGAUGUGGGUUUUGGGAGCUAGUAAUGAGUUUUAAACUUUCCAACAAUCGUAAAUGUAAGUAUAUUGAUAAUCCUUUUUUUAGUUGGACUAUUUACAAUGUAAUGUGCAGUAUAUGCUCUUUAUUGAUUUUGUAGAAAUAGUGAGGCAAAAUAGGGGCAUGAUGUAGCAAUGUAUU
Molecule: messenger RNA, 4412 nt
Organism: Patiria miniata (bat star)
Lineage: Eukaryota; Metazoa; Echinodermata; Asteroidea; Valvatida; Asterinidae
Product: anoctamin-4-like
Exons: 28
Coding region: 285-3095 (936 amino acids)
Biological process (GO): chloride transmembrane transport
Cellular component (GO): plasma membrane
Molecular function (GO): protein dimerization activity; chloride channel activity
Source: RefSeq, a predicted model, not a curated record